GGCUUCAGCACCUUCCACGCUCUGAUCAAUAGUUGCAUCCACACCCUAAUGUACUCCUACUAUGCUCUGGCUGCGGCUGGACCUCAGUUCCAUCCCUACCUUUGGUGGAAACGAGUCUCCUGGCAGGAUCGAAUUUCCUAUUUUGAGCUGUAUCGGAGGUAUUUCAAACUUGCACGUAUAGCAUCCUACAUCAAACAUCGCCGAUUACAAUGGUUUGGCAUGUCCUGCGCAAACCAUCGACGGACCCCUCGUAGUGCAAAUUGGAGAUACCGACAUGGCGGUCAGCUGAAGACGUGGCUGGACACUGUCAAGUCAGACGUCGAACGCCUGGAUCUCGACGAUGGCACAAGCAAUGGGUACCUCACCAGCGCCCAGAUCCUCCAAUUCAUCAUUGUCAUCGCGCACACUAUGCAGCUCUUCUUCUUCGAUGACUGUGACUACCCCAUCCUCUUUGGCUGGUGGAUCCUCUCCUAUGCAUGCAUCUUCCUCGGCCUCUUUGGCAAUUUCUACUAUUGCAAGUUGCGCUGUAGUAGAGCGAUAGUAGACGUUGGCGAUGGUUUUGGCAGUUACACCCACCAUGAUGAUGGUGGACAGAAUCAAAAGCCGCGGCGAAGCUACAGACUGCCGCCGGUCGGUUGCCACUUCCUUUGUGAGCAAGUAGACACGCGAAGCCUUAUAUUUUGCUGA
Molecule: messenger RNA, 687 nt
Organism: Dibothriocephalus latus
Lineage: Eukaryota; Metazoa; Platyhelminthes; Cestoda; Diphyllobothriidea; Diphyllobothriidae
Source: the annotation of a GenBank genome assembly